AUGUCAUACGCGUUUCAGAGUCCCAGGGCACAAGUUUCUUCGACCUUGCCACAUAUCAACGACAAUUAUCCUCACGAUCCCUACUCUGCCGAUUCGCUGCAGCCCUACGAUCCUCCUUCGUCUCGACCGGAUCACGACGAGUAUCGUGACGAGGUGGGUGAGAGCCACGACAGCAAUCCGUCGCGUACACUGCAUCGGGACUACGAGCAAGACUACGGCAAUCACUAUAACCACCUCCGCGCUGGCGCUGGUGAGAUGGACAACUACAACAUGGGCGCGGAAAAGGCCAACUCUGGCAGCCCGUACGCUGCCAAGCGUGCGAGUGGCAAUUCGAUCUGGACCAAGGACGACAAGCGUGCGUUCCAGUCGCGCAGCUGUCCUGCCAAGCUGUGUAGGAUCCUGAUAGGCAAUCUGAUCCUCGCCAUCAUCCUUGUGGUUUCCAUCAUCUGCCUGCUCGCCUUGUUCGUCCGACCACCCAACAUCGCCAUCUCGGGUAUAGGUGUACCCAGCCAGAACGGCGUCAACUAUCAGAAUGGUGCUUUCUCAUUCAACGUCAGCAUCGACAUCUCGGUCAGCAACCCCAACUCGAUCUCGGCCAACAUCAAAAAGCUCCAAGCGACAGCGUACGAUUCGGAGGACCAGUCGACGGCGCUCGGCCACGGCCUAGUAACCGACCAGGCAAUCCGAGCCAACGCCAACACGACGGUCGAGUUUCCAUUCCAGAUCAAGUACAACCAAAGCGAGGAUCCGAAUGGCAGCCUGAUUCGAAACAUUGCCUCGGACUGCAGACUCGAUUUGACUGGUGGAUCGAGUAUCGGCUCGGGUGAUUUGAGCUUCCUGUUCAAGAUCGAGGUGGAUGUUGAAGUGCUCAGCAUCACGGUGCCCGUCAACUUUAACCGCAAUGUUUCGUUCCCGUGCCCACUGUCCGGAGUCAACUUGCAAAAUAUACUGAGCGGAUUGGGUAGCGUAUUGGGCAACGCACUUGGUGUGGGUGGAAGUCGUCGUGCCAUUUCGGAUGGCGCCGAGGCGGAUCAAAGUGUAGCAGCUGGCUUGGCUCGCAGACAGCUUGCCAAGAGGGAUGUAAUCGACAUGGCUACGUGGCAGCGCGAGGUGAAUGCCAUUGAUCUGGUCGCUGCGGCAGCUGAUGGUUUGAUCCGACGCUAUGCGCCGCUGUCGAACGACGAGGACAAGCGCUCGCUUGCGAGUGAGCACGAUGCUCUGUGA
This is a messenger RNA of Mycosarcoma maydis (corn smut), 1224 nucleotides long. RefSeq lists its product as uncharacterized. The transcript has a single exon. Lineage: Eukaryota; Fungi; Basidiomycota; Ustilaginomycetes; Ustilaginales. The coding region runs from base 1 to 1224 and encodes 407 amino acids. The record is from RefSeq and is a predicted model, not a curated record.